AUGGCACAUUAUCAUGAUCAACCUGCAUCUGAUUACUAUAUCUCUAAUCAAAAAUUAACAUGUCAUAGAUAUUUCCUCAAUCAACUGCACAUCCGAAUUAAUCUGCUUGAGGAUCAAGUAACAGAGGUUGAACAGUUUUACCAAUCUACUGAUGUUCAAAACAAUGAUUGUAAAAUUAAACGUCGAGAGAAGCCUCCUACUGGAUCUAAGAAGCUGUCGCGCCGUGCUUUGGAAGAAAUGCAAGACGAGAUUAUGCGUCAUUUUUCCAGAAUGUUAACUGAUAUAACUCGUCACAAAUGGGCAUGGCCCUUUUUGGAACCUGUAGAUGUUAAAGGUCUUGAGCUGUAUGAUUAUUAUGAGAUCAUUAAAAAGCCUAUGGAUUUUAGCACAAUAGAAAGAAAAAUGAACGUGAAAGAUGGCUCUGGUUAUAAAAAUGUGAAGGAGAUAUAUGAUGAUGUAAGGCUGAUUUUUAACAAUGCAAUGACGUACAAUGAUGAAAAGCAUAUUAUCCAUGAUAUGGCCAAGACCUUGCUCGACAAAUUUGAGAAGAAAUGGUCGCAUCUAUUGCCUAAAGUCACUAAAUUGGAGAGUGAACUAUCAAAGGAAUCACAAGAGAAGUUGAACAAAAAGCUUGCUCAAGAAGCCACUUAUGCCAACAUGACUAUGAAAUUAAGCGAGGAGUUGUCUAAUGCUGAUAAGGCUUUGGCGAAUCUCAAAUCGGAAAUGAUUGCAAAUUGCAGGAAACUGUCGCCUCUGGAGAAAUCGUUACUUGCAGUAGAUAUCAGUAAAUUGUGUCCUGAAAACCUCAACAAAGUAUUAGAAAUAGUUAAGGAGAAUAAUCCAGAUUCCCAAAUCAAUAUGGAAGACGCGACCCUUGAUCUUGACUCUGAGAGCACCUACACAUUGUGGAGACUGUAUAUGUUUGUAAAAAAAGCACUAGAACUUCAAGAUGCAUCAGGCGGGAUUAUUCAUCCAGACAACAUUGAGGAAAAGGAAGUGAUUACUCGUGAGGAAGAGAACACCGAUUACAAAAGGAGGAGAAUGAUAUGA
Messenger RNA from Lathyrus sativus (Indian pea), 1050 nucleotides. NCBI's taxonomy places the organism in Eukaryota, Viridiplantae, Streptophyta, Magnoliopsida, Fabales, Fabaceae. The record is from the annotation of a GenBank genome assembly.